GAUUAGUUAGUUAGUUUGGUUGAAGUGAAAAAAAAGGUCAUCUGAUCUUAGAAUCGGAUGGGAAACUAGUUUAAUUGGGUCAAAAUCACUUGUUGGUAGGGAUAAAAGAAUGAGUUAUACAUUAGAGAUUUGAGGAAGUUUAGUCAUGUUUUGCUUGGAAAAUGGAGUUGUAAGUUAUUUCAGAGAAAAUGGUGGUGAAAAUGACAUUUGAGUGAUAUUUUUAGUGAGCGGGAAAAAUAGGUGAGUGAGUGAAAUUUGAACGGGAAUAUAAUAAUAGUAAUAAGUGAAGAGAAGCGAGGGAGUUAGUGAGUGUGUGUGAAAUUUGAAAGAGAGAGAGAGAGAUAGAGAGAGUGAGAAAGAUGGGAAAGGAGAAAAAUAGGUUUCUUCUGAAAACGGAACCGUCGGAAUGGUCGUGGGAAGAUCAAGCAGCCAACGGAGGUUUAUCCAACUGGGAUGGUGUCAACAACAAGCAAGCUCAGAAAUACCUCAAGUCUAUGUCACUCCACGAUCUCUGCUUCUUCUAUCACUCCGGCCCCAAGGCCCGUCGUGUCGUGGGCGUUGUUUCCGUCGUCCGGGAGUGGUACGAAGACGGACACGGCGGUGGAGCGGUCGACGUGAAGGCGGUCGGGGAGAUGAGGAGGCCGGUGGACUUGAAAGAGAUGAAGCAUUUCAAGGAAUUCGCUCUGUUGAGGCAGCCUAGGCUUUCAGUUGUCCCUGUUCCCGACCACAUUUGGGACCAAAUCUGUGCUUUGGGUGGCGGCUAUCAUGGAGAUGGAGAUGGAGAUGGAGAUGGAGAUGGUGAUGCUGAUGCUGAUGCUGACGGUGACGGUGAUGACCAUGACCACGAAUCGCACCUUGUCAGUUAGCGUAUUCGGGCCACUGUCUCAUAUUUGGCAUUUCUUGCACUCUCGAUUAUAUGAGCCAUGUUUGUGUGUUAUCUAGUUAGGAUAUAUUUGCAUGAAGAAAACAAGAGGUACACAAAAAAUAUUGGCAGUACACCAAAAAAUCUCUUGCUGCUAGAAGUCAAGGUUUGUAAGCAAACUUUUGGAAGAUUAUUUUUUAUUUUAUUUUUGGAAGAUUAUUUUUUAUUUUAUUUUUGGAAGUUUUAUUCAUAAAAAUAAAAAAAACUUACAACUCCUAAAGUUGUUGUUCGAUCUAAUUUUUUGGUGAGCUCAGGAUAUUCACCGCCAACAGUAAUGACCUAUUUUUUAUUGCGGGUGUUCGCAUUAAGUGGUAAAUAUCUAGCCACUAUAUGGAGUAUAUGCGCUUUAAUCCCAUGGACCAUGAGCAAAUCCCCAACCUUAUAGUUAAGAGAUAGAGUGUGCUAACUACUUUGUCGGAUUCUAAACUUGUAAUUUGUGAAUUUUAUAAUGUGAGUUCUCACAAGUCACAACAUAUGCCAAUUCUUCGAGCUUCAAAUUGAUCAACUCUUACAUGAAAAAACAAAACAAGUUAAAAAUAAAAUUAUUUAUAAACCUUCAUUUAGUAUUUUGGAAGAGUUGAUUCUUUACGCUUGCUGAGGGGUAAAGCAAAAAACUUAGAUACAUCACAAACAAUUGAUAAAAUGGUCAAGAAAGCAAGUAUAGUUGUGUAGCUAUAUAUGGUGUCCAGCUAAUUGAUGUGGACAAUGUCAAAAUGGCCAUGGAUGAUAAUUAAGAAGCCCCAUGUCUCCAUGAGCUGGAUACAUGCAUGCAUGUUUUACUUACAUAAGCUAGCUAGGGAGAAUGAAAAAGCAACAUACAUUUCUUUCCUAUUAUAUAUUAUGCCUUCCAUUGGGAAAUUUAAUUCAUCAAAAGGACAUGUUUCAUUUGCCUCAGUCUCACCUCAACAUAUUAGAUUUGUUUGCACUGCCCAUAAAGUCAUAAAUAAUUACCGAUACUAGGAAAAACUGCACAUGCAUGCGACAAAUAAUCAAUGAAGAUAAAUAGGAAAUGUGCAUAUAUAGGUGAUGUAAUAAAGGUAAUUAGUGUGAUAAAUAAAUAAAAAAGAAAUACGCCUUAAGUUUAAAAAAUGAGAGAAAUACGCCUUAAGUUUAAAAAAUGAUCGAUAUUCAAUUCAAGUACGCCUUAAUUAAGUUAAGACUAGUGUUAAUUGAACAUCAACACGUGCAUAACACCUUUUAAGAUAAGAAUAGGAAUGCUCACGUAUUAUUGCAUAAAAAUGACAUUUUCGGGAUAGUCCUAAUUUAUUGACAAGUCCGUCCUCAGUAAACAUUUUGUUCAAAAUUGACACAAUAUCAUAUAUGUUCAACAUUUUGUUUUAGUAGUUAUAUAUAAAAAUGUCUUUAAUGAGUAUUUGAUUUUAAAAAAAACUAACCUAUUUCAAAAAAAAAAAAACUAACCUGAUAGUAUAUAUACAACCCCGUAAAUCCUUGUGACCUGACCUGUAUAGAAUACUAGUUUGUUACAAAAUAUAAAAGAGGAUGGAAUUUGAGAUUUUUGAAGGUGUAGAAAUGCGUGUGCACGUGCAGACAUGUGUUUUAAUAUGUGGAAGCCCGCAAAUGAAUAUUAUGCACACGUGCUCGCCCACAUGGUUAAUUGUGUGAAUCCUAUUCUAGUAGACUAGAGUGAGUAAAUUCAUUCUUGAAAAGCAGAGAAAACUGAAGAGAAUUGUGAAUGAAUGUGAUCGCAUGUGGAUUCAUCAAAUCCAGUCAACCAUGCACCCUCCCCCAUAACAAUUCAAUUUUUACUGACACUCUCCAUUGGAUGCAUUAGUGAGACUCAUA
Lotus japonicus is the source of this 2725-nucleotide messenger RNA. RefSeq lists its product as uncharacterized. Lineage: Eukaryota; Viridiplantae; Streptophyta; Magnoliopsida; Fabales; Fabaceae. The record is from RefSeq and is a predicted model, not a curated record. Bases 360 to 866 code for a protein of 168 amino acids. Gene Ontology annotation, cellular component: nucleus. The transcript is spliced from 2 exons.